Messenger RNA from Knipowitschia caucasica, 1926 nucleotides. The record is from the annotation of a GenBank genome assembly. Lineage: Eukaryota; Metazoa; Chordata; Actinopteri; Gobiiformes; Gobiidae.
AUGAAACAGUCAGAACACCAGAGUCUGCUGGGUCCUAAAGAGUCAGAACACCAGAGUCUGCUGGGUCCUAAAGAGUCAGAACACCAGAGUCUGCUGGGUCCUAAAGAGUCAGAACACCAGAGUCUGCUGGGUCCUAAAGAGUCAGAACACCAGAGUCUGCUGGGUCCUAAAGAGUCAGAACACCAGAGUCUGCUGGGUCCUAAAGAGUCAGAACACCAGCGUCUGCUGGGUCCUAAAGAGUCAGAACACCAGAGUCUGCUGGGUCCUAAAGAGUCAGAACACCAGAGUCUGCUGGGUCCUAAAGAGUCAGAACACCAGAGUCUGCUGGGUCCUAAAGAGUCAGAACACCAGAGUCUGCUGGGUCCUAAAGAGUCAGAACACCAGAGUCUGCUGGGUCCUAAAGAGUCAGAACACCAGAGUCUGCUGGGUCCUAAAGAGUCAGAACACCAGAGUCUGCUGGGUCCUAAAGAGUCAGAACACCAGAGUCUGCUGGGUCCUAAAGAGUCAGAACACCAGAGUCUGCUGGGUCCUAAAGAGUCAGAACACCAGAGUCUGCUGGGUCCUAAAGAGUCAGAACACCAGAGUCUGCUGGGUCCUAAAGAGUCAGAACACCAGAUCACCUCCAGGCCUGACUGUAGCGCAGCGCUCUACACUGGCUCCUCCCUCUACACUGACUCCUCCCUCUACACUGACUCCUCCCUCUACACUGGCUCCUCCCUCUACACUGACUCCUCCCUCUACACUGACUCCUCCCUCUACACUGACUCCUCCCUCUACACUGACUCCUCCCUCUACACUGACUCCUCCCUCUACACUGGCUCCUCCCUCUACACUGACUCCUCCCUCUACACUGACUCCUCCCUCUACACUGGCUCCUCCCUCUACACUGGCUCCUUCCUCUACACUGGCUCCUUCCUCUACACUGACUCCUCCCUCUACACUGACUCCUCCCUCUACACUGACUCCUCCCUCUACACUGACUCCUCCCUCUACACUGACUCCUCCCUCUACACUGACUCCUCCCUCUACACUGACUCCUCCCUCUACACUGACUCCUCCCUCUACACUGGCUCCUUCCUCUACACUGGCUCCUCCCUCUACACUGGCUCCUCCCUCUACACUGACUCCUCCCCCUCAGUAACACACCUCACCCGCCGCAUCACGCCGCCAUUCACCGCCAGCCAGUCCGCCUGCUGCACACCGCCGCUGGUACCUCCGCAUGACUCCCGCCGCCUCCUCCGCCGCCCCUUGCUCCGCACGCCAGCAACCGCUCCUGCUCGCCGGAGCUCACGCCGCAGCACCUCCGCCAGCUCCGCCGCCUGCUCCGCCUCCCAGCACGGCGCCAGCACCGCCGCACUGCUCAGCCUCCACUACCCGCCUGCUUCGCCGCCUGCAUAUACGCAGACACACCGCGACUGCUCCCCGCCGCCAGGCACAUACGCCACCACCUCCCCGCCAGCACCGCCGACUGCUCCGCACGCCAGCUUCGCCUCUUCUCCGCCGCUUGGUCACGCCGCCAAGACUCCGGCGCCUGCUCCGAAGCCAGUCUCCGCCGCACUGCUAGCCGCCGACUGUUUGCGCCGCCCAGCUCAGCACGCCUCCCACCGCCUCCUGCUCCGCCUACUGCAGAGCCGCCUGGCACCGCGCCUGCACCGCCGCCUGGCACUGCCGAACGACUAUGCAUCCGCCGCCUGCUCACUCCUAGCUCCGCGCCGCCACUGCUUAGACUACUCCUGCACGCCACUGAACGCCGACCAUCAUACCGCCGCCAGGGAACCGCCGCAGCAUGCUCCGCACACAGCUACCGAACAGCCUCCUCAGCCUGCUGUGCUACCUCGCGUGGCUCCGCAGACUACAUCAAGCCGACCUGCAUGCGCAGCCCUGCUCAGCCGCAUCUUCCGCAGCCUCUACCUGCGCCAAGGCUGA